Argiope bruennichi is the source of this 2627-nucleotide messenger RNA. RefSeq names its product nephrin-like. The record is from RefSeq and is a predicted model, not a curated record. Bases 157 to 2424 code for a protein of 755 amino acids. Gene Ontology annotation, molecular function: protein binding. Lineage: Eukaryota; Metazoa; Arthropoda; Arachnida; Araneae; Araneidae. The transcript is spliced from 14 exons.
UCAUUUAUCGGUAUAUAUAUAUAUAUAUAUAUAUAUAUAUAUAUUAAUAUUUGAAUUUUGUGUUAUACGAAUAAAAUGCAAAAUUUGUUAAGAAAGUUCUGCAACUAAAUCACUCUCUGAACUAUUCAGGAAAAAGUGUGCUAACGGUGUUAAACAAUGUUUUUGUACAGUUGUGGAUUAUUUUUUCUGCAUUAUCUGUGCCAAAUAUAUGCAGUCGAUUUGAACAGUGAUAUUCCUCAGAUAGAAGCAGUGGCUGGCCAUUCUGCAGAAAUUCCAUGUAAUGUGUCCACUCCUUUAGUGGAUGAUGAAGCGUCCCUCGUAUUAUGGUACAGAGUUGAUUUAGCUAAUCCUAUUUAUACCUUGGACGUGAGAAACGUACCGAUAAAUGGUGCUCGACACUUUCCAGCUGCCGAAAUGGAAGACAGGAUCUAUUUUAAUGUAAGCGUUCAUCCCCCCGUCCUGGUCUUCGACCCUGUUCUGGCUACAGAUGAAGCUGAUUAUAAAUGCAGGGUGGACUUGAAGAGGUCUAGGACGUUGAUAUUGCUCAGUAGACUGGACGUUAUAGAGCCACCUGGCGAACCUAUUAUUAUGGACGAACACGGACAACAUCUCCAUGAUGUUAUAGGACCUUACGACGAGGGAAGUACUCUCCGACUCAUAUGUGAAGUUGAUGGAGGUGAUCCUUCUCCUGAAGUCACGUGGUGGCAAGGGUCCUCUUUAGUGGAUGACUCCUUCAAUGUUUCCAAGCAGGGAUUUGUCCGGAACGACAUGAUAUUAGAAGAGAUUCAACGAAGUGACUGGAUGACAGAAUAUACAUGCAAAGCCUCUAACACAAAUGCAACCGAUCCCAAAGAAGCAUCUUUACAGUUAGAUAUGAAUCUUCUACCUUUAGAGAUCAACAUUAUAGUUCCUGAUAUUCCAAUGAAUGCGGGACAUCAACAAGAUAUUACAUGCGAGACCAGAGGUUCCCGACCAAAGGCUAUGACGUCUUGGUGGUUGGAAAACGAAAAAAUCAGAAGCAUCCCUUUAGAAACCCACACAGAGGACGGAAACAUAACUCUUAGUACUUUGCAGUUCACUCCAUUUCCAGAAGACAAUGGAAAGACCUUGAGAUGCAAAUCUGUGAACCCGGUGCUACCCAAAGCUACAUUGGAAACAGAUAUAACCCUUCGAGUUCAAUUUCCACCAAUACUAAAUCUCACCUUGGAACCAUCAACUACGGAAGAUGACAUCAAAGAGGGAUCUGAUAUUUAUCUGGAAUGCAACCUCAGUGCAAACCCACAGAUUCAUAAUGUCACAUGGGAAUUCGAGGGUAGUUUAAUAUCAACAAACAUGGCGCUGGGAAUCAUCAUCUUAAAUCAUACUCUGCUAUUACAGAAAGUCCGAAAGGAUCAUCAAGGCAGAUACCGAUGUCAUUCCUUUAAUUCCAUUGGAAAAGGCUCAAGUAAUAUUCUUCAUCUUCUUGUGAAGUUUGUUCCUGUCUGCAAAUUCGUGGAGCCGGUGUUUUUCGGGAUAUCAACAACGGAAAUGGUCAACUUAACUUGUGAGGUUGAUGCGAACCCAAGUGAGCUUCAGUAUUUUUGGUCCUUUACCAAUUCCACAGGAACAGAAAAUUUCACGAACGCAGAUACGGAAAGUAACAAUUCGUCAUUUCUGCUUUAUGUGCCCGGAAGCGAAGAUGGAUACGGCACUUUUACAUGUUGGGCGAGAAAUAGCAUCGGGCUUCAGAAGAAUGUGUGUGUUUUCAAGGUCGUACCAGCUGGGCCACCCGAACCAAUCCAUGAUUGUGUAAUAGCUAAUCGAACCUCUCAAUCGUUGUCUGUCGAAUGCAAACCUGGCUAUAACGGCAGCCUAACGCAGAUUUUCCACAUGGAAAUUUAUAAUUCAGUGGCAGAAUAUAUGGCUGACAAUGUGACGAACACCGACAAGCCUAGAUUCAAAGUCACCGAUCUGUCUCCCAGCACAUCCUAUGUCCUCGUUAUUUAUUCUUCGAAUGCUAAGGGCCGCAGUAAGUCAGUGGCCCUGGUAGCUGCCACACUCUCGCCUGCAAAAAGACGAACAGUUAGAGAAGUAUCUGGGACCUUGAAUCCAGUUCUAGGUGUCUUCAUUGGUGCAAUUGUGGUUGUUGUUAUUAUUGUUGUGAUUGUUAUAACCAUCAUCAAAACCCGCCGGUCUAGAAAUAGUUAUCAAAAAGAUACAUCAAUUACAGAUGGAAAAUUCGAAUGCGAAAUGGAGAAGAAAGAAUUGGAAGAAAGCCAAGAUGCUAGUGGAAAAGGUCCCGACAUCAUCCCCUUGCCUAAAGACCCAGAAGUUUUCCACCUUGAAGGGUUUCUUGAAGAUGUUCAUCGCACCGACUGUCUGCAGAAACAAGAUUCUCCUCCAACUGAAUAUAUUCGACUAAAAUACAUGCACACAGUUUUAUAGCGAACCGCAAGCGCAAAAAUACCGUUUUAUAUAUUUUGUUUACCAUAAGUGCCAUUCAUCACAUGCAUUCAAGUUCAGUAAAUGGUUUAAGCACUUUUUCAUAGGAUAUGUGAAAAAUCACAAAAAAAAAUGAGGGAAAUCACGUCGAAUUCUGACUGAAGAUCGACGGGGAAAAUGUAUCAGUGCCUUAUGUUUGAAAACAC